Erinaceus europaeus (western European hedgehog) is the source of this 2625-nucleotide messenger RNA. It is a transcript of the gene ETV3L, whose product is annotated as ETS variant transcription factor 3 like. Lineage: Eukaryota; Metazoa; Chordata; Mammalia; Eulipotyphla; Erinaceidae. The record is from RefSeq and is a predicted model, not a curated record. Gene Ontology annotation, molecular function: DNA-binding transcription factor activity, RNA polymerase II-specific; sequence-specific DNA binding. Gene Ontology annotation, cellular component: nucleus. The coding region runs from base 16 to 1059 and encodes 347 amino acids. Gene Ontology annotation, biological process: regulation of transcription by RNA polymerase II; cell differentiation. The transcript is spliced from 5 exons.
CUCCUCGAGUGGACCAUGCACUGUGGCUGCCUGGCAGAGGGCGUCCCCACCAUCACCACCAGCUCCUGGAUUUCAGGCCUAGCCCUCCCUGACUGGGCCUACAAAGCAGAGUCGUCCCCAGGCUCCCGGCAGAUCCAGCUGUGGCACUUCAUCCUGGAGCUGCUGCAGAAGGAGGAGUUCCGCCACGUCAUCGCCUGGCAGCAGGGCGAGUACGGGGAAUUUGUCAUCAAGGAUCCGGACGAGGUGGCCCGCCUGUGGGGCCGCAGGAAGUGCAAACCACAGAUGAAUUAUGACAAGUUGAGCCGGGCCCUCAGGUAUUACUACAACAAGAGGAUCCUGCACAAGACCAAAGGCAAGAGGUUCACCUACAAGUUCAACUUCAGCAAGCUCGUGGUGGUCAACUGUCCACUUUGGGAGGUGCGGCUGCCACCAGGCCCCCACCUGCUGCUGGGGGGCCCUGCCCUGCUUCAGCCAGCCCUGGUGCCCAUGGGCACACAGAGUGAGCUCCUGCACAACGUGCUGUCCACCCAUCGUGCAGUGGCGGAGCAGCUCUCCACACAUCGGACCCCCCGAGGGCCACCAGAGACUGCAGAGGAGAAGAAACAGGGCGGCAGCCGCAUCCAUAGACUUGGCUCUGCCCCAAGUCCCUACCAGCUGGGCCUCUGCUACCACACUGAGAACCUCCAGGAUGAGCUACCCAGCUUUGCCCCCUUCACACCUCCACUCCCUCCUCCUCUGCCCCCGGACUGGACCCGCCUCCCUGCACCCCUCCUGCCCCCUCUCCCUGAGCGGCCAUUCCCAGGGGUCCCCAAGCCUGACACACUGCUCCCCAGCUGGCCCCUGCUGGCCGGGCUGGGACAGGGGACUGCAGAGUGGCUGCGGCUCUGGCCCCUCAGGCCUGAGGGGCUGCAGGUAAAGCCAGACCCCAGAAUGGGGGUGGAGGGGUGCCUGCACCCCAGGGAGGGCUUCCCCUCAGUGUCCUCAGGACUGAAAACAGAGAAUCCUGAGUCCCCUAGCCUGGAGAACUUCAAAGCAGUGUGGGCCCUGGACCCUCCCUAGGGUCCAGGAAGGAAUGUGGGGGGAGGGGACCCCCCCAAGCUCAGUCUCUCCCCAUUGCAGAAGGGUUUGAAGGGUUGGUUGGGUGGGAGGGGGUAUGUCAAGGGGGCAGGUGUGGACAUGAGGGGAUGACAAACAGGGACUCCCCUCAAUUGCUGAUCAGAUUAAGAAGGCCUUUUUUCCCCCCUUCUCAUUCUUCUUCUUCUUUUUUAGAAAACGUAUUUCUUUUAUUUAGUUAUUUCUUUACUGGGUAGCAACUGAGAUGGAAGGGUGAGAUAAGGAGAGAGACACCUGCAGCCCUGCUUCACCACUCGUGAAGCUUCCCUCCUGCAGGUGAGGCACCAGGCCCUGAGCCAACCAAGCAUGCCACCACCCAGGGCCCCUUUAUUGUCUCUUAUAUGAGACAGACUUGCAGGGGAGAGGUGAAGAGAGGCAAGUUAGAGCAGCACUCCGGCACAUGUAGGAGUCCUUCUUAGGUGUGUUUCUGUGUGGGGUUGGGCGGUGGCACACCAGGUUAAGCGCACAUAGUACAAUUAUUUUAAAUUAUUUAAGAAAAAAGAUUGGUGGGGGUCGGACGGUAGUAUAGCGGGUCAAGCGCACGUGGCACAAAGUGCAAGGACGGGCAGAAGGAUCCGGGUUCGAGCCCCUGGCUCCCCACCUGCAGGGGAGUCCCUUCACAGGUGGUGAAGCAGGUCUGCAGGUGUCUGUCUUUCUCUCCCCCUCUCCAUUUCUCUCUGUCCUAUCCAACAACAAACGACAUCAACAAUAACAAUAACCACAAUAAGGCUACAACAACAAGGUUAACAAAAGGGGGAAAAAUGCCCUCCAGGAGCAGUAGAUUCAUGGUGCAGGCACUGAGCCCCAGCAAUAACCCUAGAGGCAAAAAAAAAAAAAGAUUGGUUUGCUUCUUUCUCACUCUCUUUAAAGACUUAUUUAUUUAUUUGAGAGAGAGAGAGAGAGAAACCCAGAGUAUCACUCCAGCACAUGUGCUUCUAGGGAACAAAGUUGGGACCUCAUGCUUGAGAAUCCAGUGCUUUAUCCACUGUGCCACCUCCCAGGUCACUCUUUAUUUCUUUUUGAUAGAGGGUGAGAAGCAGGGUGUGAUAGGGAGGGGAAAAGGGACACAGAGAAGGAGAAACACCUGUAGCACUGCUCUACCACUUGUGAAGCUUCCCCAGGCAGGCAGAGACUCUGGCUUGAACCUGCAUCAUCCUGCAUAACAACCUGUGCAUUCUCCCAGGAGUGCCCCGCCCCCUGCCCGGCCCCUGAGAAGACAUGCUCAGUCUUCACUUUUUCCCAGGACACUCGUCACUGGCAGCACCCACCCCUGUCCAGGCCUGCUGGAGUCCAGGCUGCUGGGCCAGCAAGGUCUCUAGGAAGGCCUUGUGCCUGGUCACUCACCCUCUGAGGGCAAGAACCUCCUAGCCCCCAACUGGCCUCACCCUUCUCCAUUUCUCCCAAGCCCUGAGAACCAUAUUCAGCACUGUAGCACCCCAAGAAUAAACACCCUUGGCAAGUCACCCUCCCACGGGCCAUGCUCUGCUAUCUCUUCAGCCCUCCACUCUGGGG